AAAUAUCCUCUGUGCGAACAUGCGGCAGCCCGCCCGUCCAUUGACUCCAUUCUGCGUGCCUUCCUCGUUCCUUUUACACAAAGAAACCUCAUAAGGCUCAUCCUCACCUGUCCUUCCUCGUUCCUCGAUGACUCAUGAAGACAAUAUUCGUCGGAAGAAACUCUGGCGGCUGAAGAAAAGUCGUUCAGACCCUCAUCUGGCAGAGGAAAGAGCCAGGGAGCCAGUCAAUAGUUCGUCCCCUCUCCCGCCCUCGAGGAAUGAAAUUCGCGGACGAUCCCCGGGGAGAUUUCGCAAGUUCUUUGCCAAGGUGCCCAACCCCUUCCAACGAAGCGCUCGACAGUCUCCCAACCCUCAAACCACCGCUGCGACCUCCAGCACACAACAUAUCCCACCUACUCAGAUAACCCAGGAUCCUUCACCACACAUCACUCCCACUCCCGAGCCGAAUAUUGAGUUGUCUCCGAAUCCAAGGACUGCAGAAGCUGAACAUCUCGAACCGAAGUUUGUGAACGAAAGAAUCACUAGCGCCGCCAAAGGUCUCACAGGUAUCGGCCUUGUCCCACCAAUUAUCCAAAAUGCUUCUUCAGCACCCGACAACUUACAAUCUGUUUCCGAUACGAUCUACAAAUCCUCUGCGUUGCUUGAACCCUUGAAGGCGUUCAACUCCAUUGCAAACGGGAUUGCCGACGUAUGGGCAUAUAUCUUUGUUUCGUACAUCCCUACGUGA
This is a messenger RNA of Suillus clintonianus, 727 nucleotides long. RefSeq lists its product as uncharacterized. Lineage: Eukaryota; Fungi; Basidiomycota; Agaricomycetes; Boletales; Suillaceae. The transcript has 5 exons. Bases 128 to 727 code for a protein of 199 amino acids. The record is from RefSeq and is a predicted model, not a curated record.